AUGGUAGAUAUUAUUGUGAAGCAUAAUAGGUUCUUUCAUUGCAGAAUUAUUGAUCCUAUUUCCAAUUCCACUUGGUUUGCUACCUUUGUUUAUGUUUACCCGGACAAAAGUUUGCAGUUUGACUUUUGGAAUGAGUUAACCUCUCUUAAACCUAGUUCUAAUGAUCCUUGGAUUAUCAUGGGGAAUUUUAAUAAUGUUACUUGUACUGAAGAAAAAUCUGGAGGCAGCAAUCCCUCCUCAACUUAUAUGCACAAUUUUAUUCAUUUUCUGAAUUCCAUUAAUGUUUGCUCCCUUCCGGCUGAAGGACUUCCUUUCACUUGGUCCAAUAAGCAUUCUGAUCAGUCUUUGAUUUUUGAGCUUUUGGAUAGAGUGGUGGCUAACCCCCACUGGCUGAAUUUAUUCCCGUUUGCUACUCUAGAAAAUCUCCUUAUUUCUGGGUCUGAUCAUGGACCUAUUGUUUUGACUAUUCUUCCUGUUAGGGUUAUUAAGACUUAUAGUCUUAAAUUUGAAGCCAUUUGGCAAUCUCACCCGGAGUUUCCUAACUUAGUAAAGAAAUUUUGGAGUCAGACUCUGGAUUCCAACCCUAUUAAGAAUUUUAAGCCUAUCUCUAAUGCUUUUUGCUUUCACCUCAGUCAUUGGAGCAAAGAACAGUUUGGGAACUUUAGGAAUAAGUACUCUACUUUGGAGAAUGAUCUAGCCUUCUAUCAGCUUCAAUUUAUGAACAAUCCCAAUUCUGAUUUUUAA
Rosa chinensis is the source of this 744-nucleotide messenger RNA. RefSeq lists its product as uncharacterized. The transcript has a single exon. Bases 1 to 744 code for a protein of 247 amino acids. Lineage: Eukaryota; Viridiplantae; Streptophyta; Magnoliopsida; Rosales; Rosaceae. The record is from RefSeq and is a predicted model, not a curated record.